AGGUUAUUGUUGUCAGGUCGUCCCAAGCUUAGAGCUCUACUUAAUGAUGAUGUGUUGCAUUUCUAAUCAGGCAUUGGUUUAGAGGGCAACUCGGCUUUCGGAAGUGUAGCAAAGACUUUCUGCCAGAAGUGCUUGAAGGACUGACAAUUUAUUGCUUGUUUAUCUCGCAGUAUAUUAUUGUUUGCCUUCGUUUUCUUUAAUCUGCAAUAGAAAAUGAAUAUUGAUUCGACCGGUUUUUAAUGUACCUAUUUUAACUAAAAGUAUGUCUGCUAAAAGCGUGCGCCGCUACAUCACGACGCUAUUCUACCUCGUGUACGCAAUCAUCGGUAAUGUUCUAUUAACUCUUUUCGUAAUGGUCUUCAAGACUGUCCCAAGCUUCAUCUUCGAUAAGUACAUGAAAAAGAUGGACUUGAGAGAAGACCAGAAACACAUGGCUUUCGUAAAGGAUUACGUUGUUAGUUCAAGUACUUUCUGGAGCAGGACUAAAUUUAUCAUCAGGAGUGCCUGGAAUGAACUCAUGAUGACGGCCGAGGAGAACGAGAAGGCUCCCAACACCAGGGUCAUCAGGAUGAGCGACCGGAAGGAAGCCAGGCUGCUGGACUUCGCCAAAGCCGGGCGGCCGCUCGUCAUCAAUUUCGGAUCCUGCACCUGACCCCCGUUCAUGGCCAACCUCGAGAGGUUCCGAAAGACUUCGGAAGAAUUCUCGGAGGUGGCAGAUUUCGUCAUGAUCUACAUUGCCGAGGCUCAUCCCACUGAUGGCUGGGCCAUUAUUGGCAAUAUUGAAGUUUCUAAUCACAAAAACUUGGAUGAGAGAUUCGAAGCCGCUCAGCGGAUGAUUGACCUGGAGCCCCAGACGUGCCCGGUGCUGAUCGAUCCUUUAACCGACGAGACCAGCAAGGCCUACUCAGGUUUGCCAGAGAGGCUCUACAUCAUCCUUGAUGGCGUCAUCGUCUACAAGGGCGGCCAAGGACCCUUCGGUUACAAGGUGAGACAGACAGGCUGCCAUUCUAAGAACUUCAGUUCUGCCCAGCAGUAGUGUGACUGUGAAAUU
Macrobrachium nipponense is the source of this 1051-nucleotide messenger RNA. RefSeq names its product type I iodothyronine deiodinase-like. Gene Ontology annotation, molecular function: thyroxine 5'-deiodinase activity. The transcript has 4 exons. The record is from RefSeq and is a predicted model, not a curated record. NCBI's taxonomy places the organism in Eukaryota, Metazoa, Arthropoda, Malacostraca, Decapoda, Palaemonidae.